Messenger RNA from Puccinia triticina, 8964 nucleotides. RefSeq lists its product as uncharacterized. NCBI's taxonomy places the organism in Eukaryota, Fungi, Basidiomycota, Pucciniomycetes, Pucciniales, Pucciniaceae. The record is from RefSeq and is a predicted model, not a curated record. Gene Ontology annotation, molecular function: protein binding. The transcript has 25 exons. Bases 1 to 8964 code for a protein of 2987 amino acids.
AUGUUCAAUCGCCUUCGGUCUAGUUCGAUCGGCAGCUUGAUCGAUCUUGCAAGUCCACGCUCCGAGGUCGAAAGUCCGAAACCACGGAUGCCUAAUUCCGUCCCUUCUCGACAGCGCAGUCUGAAUUUGGCUCCUAGCAAUCGUGUUCCUUGCACUCCUUCCCCAUUGUCAGGCUGCUUUACCAAAUCACGACGCACUCCGCAAUCAUCUCCGCAAGCUGAACGGGCCUUGGCGGUCUCGAAGAAGGAAUUGACCGAAGUGAUUGAAUUACUCCAGCAAGUUCGCCCGAAUGAUUUAUCACAAACACGAGCUCUCCUAUCUCUCAUGGUUGCCAUCCUCUCCGACACCCCUAAAUGUAGAGAGUGCAUGAGAGAGAACGCUGGAUUCUUGACCUUGGUUACCGUCUUGGCUAGCUUGGGUGCUGAUGCCCUUCCUGAACCACAAUCAACCGCCCCGAUUGAAAAUAACCCCGAUUCUGAUUCUGCAAGUCUGAGAAGAGUUCCGUCGAUUACACUUGAUGGCGAUUUGACAUUCUGUUUCACUGACUCACCAGAUCCAGCUUUGGCAGGGCCGCAGUCAAAACAUUCAGAGCUGCAAGAAGAGCGUGAUGCGGUGGCCACACUCGUCUUCAAAUGUCUCGCGCUUGGCUUGUCCAACCAUCGUGAAAAUCAGCUAUUUUUUUCUACCAAACUCGGCUUUAAGCUUGUCUUGGACGCACUUCGCCUUUCAAACUUCAUCCCUCAGUUAGCCCCAGGAAGCCAGUCGAAUUGGCCCUCUGCUCAUUAUCGUCGAAACAAAAUUGAGAAAUUCUUCGGGAUUUUAUUCGCUUUUAUCGUUGCCGAUUUCUCAUGCGUCGAUAUAUUUUCUACCGUCCGAAUCAAGGCCAAUCAGCAGGGUGAAGCCCUCGCAUCACCCCAAAACCUUCCUGGUAUCAACUCAGAAGAAACCAGCUAUUUUAUUCCCCAACCGGGCAGCAGUGGUGGCCAGGGUUCCAAUUCGACACCAAUCUCAAUCAAGCCCAACUCCGACUCGAAGUACCCGAAAAUGGCUGAGUUGCUACGUCAAGCGAUUUGCGACCGCUCGGAAGCCUUGCGUGUCGAAAUAGCUGACGCAGUCUUGCUGCUUUUAUCCCUUCAUGCGGAUUUAUUCAAUCCAGCCGAUGGUAGUUUGCAGAAUCUUGAAGACAAUUUCGAAUUGCAGUUUUUAAGCCUCAAAGCCAUCGAGAUUCUCGCCGCCACUUCAAGGCAUAGUCAGAUCGCUCUCAACUCGAUUGAGCUAACAGCGGUCCUUCUAGAGAGACUCGCUCUCCAGUCCAGCCUCACGUCUUCGCCCUCCGGCAAGAAAACGCAAGGGAGUGAAUCUACUCUUCCCAGUGCCGGUCUGGAACCUUGGAACCCGAAGACAUUGAUUGCAGGUUCUGAUAAAAGAGAUAGGCAGUGUCGGCAAGUUGCCAAAGCAAUUGUACAUCAAAUGCUACAAGUGGGAACCUCCCCUCGAGAAGCAAGGAUGCUAUUUCGGCAAGCGGUGAAAAGGCACGAAGUGGGUAACAAUGGGAAAGAAGCAUUGGACGAGGAUUACCUGGAACUAAUACUAUCAGGUAUGCAAAGCUCUAACUGUCCGCCUUUCAUUCACUUUGGAUCCUCGAAAGCUGGAUGCGCAUAUGCGGUACUUGACUCGUUGGGUGCCAACGCGUUCCCGCCCAUCCAAACUAGCGGCUGGACAUUCGUGACCUGGCUUCAAAUUGAAUCAUUUGGAAAAGAUCCAAACAUGCCCCUCGAACUGCUCACCAUUUCCAAUCCAAACGAAGAAUGUUAUGUACAAAUUGCAAUCUCACAUUGCUCCUCUGUUAUCAUUCAAACCGCUCGUCCUCCUGUGUUAUCAUCUUCCCCCAGCGAUUCCAAAAGUGGCACCCGCGGGAUCAAUGAAAGCUUGCCGGGAUUAGCUGGUUCGGAAACAGUCGCUCAAUUCAACAAGAUCACACUCGAGUUGGGCCGAUUCUAUCACUUUGCUGUUGUUCAGAAACCAGGAACGAAAACUUCGAGCUCAACCGUCAGUUUAUUCAUCGACGGAGAAUGUGCUGGCUCGCUACCUAUCUCUUGGCCAAAGACUCCCAAAUUGCAGCGUCUCUCUGCCUGCUUUGGUUCCAUGCCAUCCCAAUCUAACCCGAACCUCGGUUCCCCAUAUCCUCGCGUGCAGUCUAGGCUGGAAAGACCUCGAUGGAACCUCGCUGGGUGUUGGCUAUUGAACCAAGCUUUGUUGGGUGAUAUGCUGUUUGUCAUGUCUACUCUGGGUCCCAAAAUCUUUACGUGCUUCCAAGACGCCCUCGGAUCUUUUCAAACUUAUUCAUCAAGCACUCUGCUAAAUUUGAAGAUUGACAACCUACGCCACCAAGUGCCCAAAAGCAAACUAAGCCCUGAUCAAGCUUUGCAGAGAUCUACUCCACCCCCCACAGCGCCUGUAACAGCAGCACUCCUUAAUAAAUCCCCACUGAUCAAGGCCGUCAAGGAGCCUGCUUCGGCUUUUAUUCCUCAAAAGUCAAUUUACUUUGCUCUAUCAGCAAAAAAUGGCAUCGUUAUCCCUGAUCCUCUCAAGGAUGCAGAAGACGAAUAUGACAACGUGGACAGUGCUAACUACAUGCAAAAGAUCUACACACCGAUCGAUCCACCCUCUUUUGACCACCAAGCUUGUGACAAGGUCACACUAGCAUCAGGACCCACAUCGUCUGCCUUCGGACCCGUAUUUGCGAACGGAAUUUUGAAUGCUAGCACUCCCAACUCGAAAGCAUCUCAUUACUUUAUGGAUCCCCUGGCUUCUUCUGCACCUGGCCUGUCUCCGCCUCCGAUGGCCCCAUCCUCCUCAAAAGAAUCCACAGGCAAUACUACCCACGAUCAAGUUCUCGAACUAAUUGGAGAGGUGAAAAUGUGCUCUCCGAAACGAUUAGAUGAUUCGAUUUGGACAGCUUCAGGUUCAAUAUUCUUGGUCCGGCUGGUUCAGCUGUCAUCCACCGAAAAGCAGCUUCAGAUGGCCUUGCAGAUUCUUUUUGAAGCAAUCAGUCAUAAUUGGAGAUUAAGUGAAGAUGCGGAAAAAAUUCAAGCGUAUGAGACCCUAGGAUUAAUCUUGAGAUCAAAGGCUCAUUUGAUCACCCCACCCGUGCAUCGAAUUUUGCUCCGCUUUGCCGGUAUCAUGGUUGACGAUCCAUCAUGUCACCCAUCAUUCUCGUCGGACAAAUUGCGCAAUCUAUCUUUGAAUGAGCACAUUCCGACGGCUAAGCCUGACAUCAAGCACCACAACAACGGUCUCCGGCAUUCGGUGAUAACCAACCCGUUAGCAUUUCGGUUCUUGCUGUUGGAUUUUGACUUGUGGUCUUCAACUUCGCUUGAAAUUCAACGAUUUCAUUGUGAGAGUCUGUGUGGGAUGAUCGAGACUAGCAUAUGGAGUCGGUUCAGUAUGAAGAGAAUCAGUAAAAUGAAUCUUUUGCCAAAAAUGCUACAUGCAUUGCGGAACCGUCAAUUCUCGGCGUCAUCAGGAAGCGGAGAGGUAAUCCCCGCAUACAUCCGAUUGCUGGGCUGUGUCCUUAAGGCUCAAUUCAACUCGCAGGUCAUUCGGCAUUUGGCAAGUUAUCUUACUGCCAGCUUAACCCCUGAGCAGUGUUCCAAACAAAAGCUUCCAGUCGGUGGCACAAUGGAGCCAGCAAAUUUUCAAGAAGCUGCAAGCACGCAGACAAAACUCGGCGUACCAGUCGCUGAUCCCAAAUCUUUAUCAACCUCAAUAACGCUUGAUGAACCAAUUAUGGUACUGAAAGUCCUUCACGACCUGCUCUUAUCGUCAAAUGAUCAGGAAAGCUUCAGUUAUAUCGCACAAUUUCUGAAAGCUAUCAACGGUUCGAAAUGGUUGUUGAUGUUUUUCCGGAAAGACACGCACCCUGAAGUAUUGUCGUACAGCCUUCGGAUACUCGCCAGGUUGAUUCAAACCCAAGAUUUUCGAUGGCUGCAGCACUUUAAAAACACCCUCGCUGGUUUCACAAUUAUGAGAUCAGUCCUUACUAAAUUUUGUUUCCAGAACGAAUCGAUCUUGGUCACUACGUUGAGUUUGUUGAGUCAAGUUGAUAUCAGGACGGUGCCAAUGUUUAGUAGCAGCAGAUCUGCUACCUCGGUUACUUCACCUCUGAUGUUCAAAGAUGACCUCCAGGGUGUGAUAAGGUCGAUUCGUGGGAUCCCGAACGAAUUCGUCUCGCCUGAGAUGCUACCAAUUGUAAUUUCUCUACUCAAACCCGCUUAUGUGGUACGCUGUUCCGAAGAAAACAUGACCCCGAUCUACGUAAUGGAAUGGCUAAACCUUAGAAUGGAAUCGCAAGAUGAUGGUUGGAACGAAAUGCUCGGAGACAAAGACAUAGUCAAACUAUGGGCGAACUACGUCACCUUACUGAGCUGUUUGCCACACCAGGAAAGCCUUCAACCCGCACAGGAGAACCCACAUGAUGAAAUACCGGGAAAUAUGACCCCGAGGUCACCUGAAGCCUCCUCCCUUUCCUCCUUUCCCCUCACCUUCACCACACCUGGUCUCGAUCAAGUUUCUCAAACGCAAGCAGGCGUAUGUACAACUUCACCUCCAAACGUCGACCGGGACUUGGUUUCAACUCUGGGAACCAAGUCGCAGAACAAGAAAAGGAUGAGCAAUCGCCACAGCCGGCUUGCAAUCUCCUCAAUCUCAUUGAGUGUCACCGUACCUACAGCUCUGAUGAUCAACGGAGAAAUUGCUCCCUUGACCUCUCCUCGCGUGCAGGAAAGGACAUCGGUUCACGGAUCCCAUGAUGUGCGGGAUGACAGCCCAUUUGACCCCUCUUUCGACGAAUCUGAUCUCACCUCAACCACCACUUCAUUAUACUGUUACGACAAUGCCUUGGAAGAUGUCGUCGAAAACCUGUCCAGCAUUACCGACAGGUUUCUGAUGAAUUUCCUAUUUGAUCAACAUUCUAACCUCAGUCACUCGAAGCAAACAGAAACCGACUCUGGACGAGCGUUCGAGAAAAACUUGAGGGCAAAUAGACUGGAUCAGUUGUUGACUCUUGUCAUUAAUCGAUCCGGAAAUGAUCGUGCCUGGAUUACCCCAUUUGUGAAUCAAGUGAUCCAAAUGAUUGUACUUCAAACUGAUCCGACUUCUGUCCCUUGGGAUUGGCUAAUUGCAACAUUAGCAGACGGAUAUCUUUCAGGCUGGUUGCAACCAGAUGCAACAUCCGUGUCCCAAUUGGUCACCUUUGUACUCGCCAGACAAAUUCAAGGCCCCAUUGGGCCGCUGGGGGAUUUGUUGCUGAUUGUGCUUACGAAUCGAUAUACUUCGCCCGAAGUGUUGCUGGAGCAACUUUGUAGUCAUCAUUUGGCAAACUUGAUCGCUGCCGUCCCUCCGGAGCUUGUCCCACGACUAGUGUACAUUCUGACACAAUACCUUUCCCGGCCCCCUAACCUGAGAACAUCUGCCUGCGAUGUGCUUAAGCUCCUCUUCUCAUAUCACCCUCUCAUCUUAGAGGAGUUUUGUCUUAAUAUCGAUUCAUCCAGUUCAGCGAUCCAGCGCGCAGGUUCGCUGUCGGUGUCUAGUGAUACCACCGACUAUCCUUCAACGACCGAUGAUUCGAUGUCACAGGUUGAAAGAGACCUGUCGAAGGUGCUUCAAAUGCAGCCAGACGAAUUGAAAGAAGUGCUGGAAAAGAGCUCUUCCAUCAACUGUACUGGGAAACUGGACUGGAUACAAUUUUUGACCGAAUCAGAGAUGAAAGCAAACCGAACGAGAUCAGAUACGCAAACCAAGUCCCAGGUGAUGUGGAGUGAGCAUUCGAACAAAGGCGUAAUAGAAUCCAGGAGGCUGGAAAGCGUAGUCAAGAAAUUGGAGGUUUGGGCCAGAAGCGUCAAAGAAAUUGAUGCAGCACGGUUUGCCAAUCUUCGUCAAGAUAAUUUUGAUACGAAGCACUACCUUGAGAUACAGUUAGCAAAACGGCUUGGAGAGCUUUAUCGACCCUUUUCUAUUCUCGCUACAUCCCAAGAUAGUAGCGCAACCUACUGGGCGUUGGAUUCAACAGAAGGGCCGAGUCGUCAGCGAAGAAAACUGAGGAAAUUGGGACAGAAGUUGGACGCCCACUUAAUUCAGAGGCCUAAAAUAAGGCACCACCGAAUGCGAAGCUUAGGUGCAUCACGACGUGACUCAUACAGGGAUGAGGAAACGUUUGACGAGUCCAAAAAAAAGGCAGAUGAAAACUCGCCAAUAAGUCCGACUCAUCACGAAUCCCUUCUUCCCCUCAGCGAAAUAUGGGAAGAAGAAUCUGGAGAAUACGAUGACCUCGGGGCUCAAUCAAAUGUCGUUAGAAACGCUCAGCCGUCGGGUGAGCUAGCUACAAAGAGAAUCCCCCUGGAUCAAGCUGUCGGAAAAAGGCACGGUGAAGAUGGACAUUCAGAAGACUUUAACGAGGAUAAGUCGAGGCGAAUUUUGAAAAGCUUAGAAGCUGGUGAUGUCAUACAAGGAGUUUGGAACGUAGAGCAAGUUAUUGGAUUGGAUACCUGUCCUGCCUUAUUCUUAAUGGCGAAGAACAAUAUCUAUAUUAUAGAUGGAUUCUUCCAGAGAUCAAAUGGCGAAUUGGUAAAUUCCUGGGAUGCUUGGGAAGAACGAGACCCCCACCUGCGUACCCUUGCCAGUCUAUCUCGACAAACAGCCAAACUGAAUAGUCGAGCAGCUGCUCACCAAACUCGUCGCUGGAAUUAUAGUGAUGUUGUGUCGAUUUCGUCUCGGAAAUGGUUGUUCCGGGACAUCUGCAUUGAGUUUUUAUUCGCGGAUGGCCGAAGUAGGCUGCUAACUUUCUCAGACAAUAAGAGAGACGAAGCUUUGAAGAGAUUGAAAAACUGCAUUCGAAGAUCCGUUGGGCCUGAAGUUUUGUCACAAAUGAAUCUGUCUCUAAAAUCCCAAACUGAGCUCUGGCAAAAUGGUCAAAUUUCAAAUCAAGCUUACUUGCUGUAUUUGAAUGACGCGGCUGGUAGGACUUAUCGAGAUCUGACACAGCAUCCCGUAUUUCCAUGGAUCUUGGCGGACUACACCAGCUUGACACUUGACCUUGAGAAACCUGAGACGUUCCGCAAGCUGGAUUUGCCCAUGGGUGCUCAAACUGAAUCUCGUAAACAUGACUUCAUUGAGCGUUUUCGUAGUCUAGAAGAAUUUGGAACUAUUGGCGACGAAAGAAUGAAACCUGCACACUAUAUGACUCAUUAUUCAUCCGCGGUAGUCGUUUGUGGGUUUUUGAUUAGACUGCAGCCUUUUUGCGAUCAUUUUAUCGAGAUUCAGGGUUCUUUUGACCAUGCAGACCGAACGUUUUGGUCAAUGCAUAGAGCUUGGCUUUCAGCCUCGGAGCAAAGCCGAAGUGAUGUUAGGGAAUUGAUUCCUGAAUUCUUUCAUUGCCCUGAAUUCUUGCUGAAUCUAAAUAAGCUUAGUCUUGGUUCCCGGCAAGAAGGUGGGGCCCCUAUCGGAGACGUAGAACUUCCUCCCUGGGCACACGGCGAUCCGAGGCUUUUUGUUGAGCUCCACCGUGAAGCACUUGAGUCGGACUUCGUCAGCGCAAACAUACAUCAUUGGAUAGACCUCAUUUUUGGUUACAAGCAACGCGGUCAAGCCGCAUUGGAUGCCGUCAACGUUUUUCAGGAGGUUUCCUACGAAGGCACGGUAUCAUUAGAUGCCAUUGCUGAUGAUCGAGAAAGAAGUAGCGUGCUGGGUGCAAUGUGUAAUUGGGGAUUGACACCAAGUCAAAUCUUUGAGGUACCUCACCCCGCGCGUACAAAACAGCCGAAGCAUGCGUUAGAACCCAGAUCUAUGAUCACAGCUUCUACGUGUCCUGCCCUCAUCCAGUCGAUCAUACCGAUUCGAGACAUCAAACAACCAAUUGGCCAAAUUCAUCCUGGGAUAAAUCUGGAGAAAAUCUUUGUUUCUGGACCCCAAUCAUUACUUGUUCCUCCAAACGCUACUCAUCGUCUCGACUGGGACUUUCUAGACCAGACGCUUCGAAUUUUUGAUUCUGCAACUUCUUUGUGUGCCACAUUUGAAGGAGUCAGCUCGGAGCACAUUUCAUCGGCUUGUUUCGCGGACCAGCGCACUCUUGCCACCGGCUCUACUGAUUCUACUAUAUCGCUUUGGAGGUUUGCUUGGCUGGCUAACGGUGGAGCGCAUUUACAGCAGAUUGAAGUUCUGCGAGGACAUUCCGCUCCCAUCACAUGCAUUGUUGCCUCGCGUACACUUUCUAUUGUUGUUUCUGGAUCCGAGGACGGAUUGGGAAUGAUCUGGGACUUGAAUCGAGCAUUACUGGUUCACAGUUUGCCACAUUCAAACCCCGUAUCUUUCGCCGCGAUUAGUGAAUCCACUGGCGAUAUCGCAACCUGUUCACAAAAUACGGUAAGAGUUUGGAGCAUCAAUGGCGAUCUACUUUCCACAUUGUCAACUUCUCAGCAUACUACCGAUGCCAUCACGGCUUGCUGCUGGUCCCUAGCUGAAGUAAAACCGUUGCUCGUCACUGGGCACCGAGCCGGGAAACUGAUGUUUUGGCAGCGCAAGAGUGUUCAUGCGGAGAAUCCAAGCGAACCAUGGAAAAUGGAGCUUAUUCAUGAGGCCCACCAUGAAAGCGACCAUGCAAAUAGCGAAAUUCGAGCCUUAUCCAUGACUGAGAGGACGUUGCUGAGCGGUGACAGCUUGGGGAGGUUAUUCUGUUGGUCCCUGCCUGGGUCCGCGUGCCAUUUGCCGGAUUGGAAAGAGAAGAUGUUCAUGUUGCUCGGCCAUUAUUUGUUCGUCUUGCCAAGAUACUCUACCCGGCUGGAGCGGCAAAUGUUGUCUAUCUUGUCUACCAAAAUUGAUGAAAUCAGUGGCAAGGACGUGAUUGUGUCAUUUUGGAAACUAAGCGCGUUCGAAUUCAAUCAAUCAAUCUCAAAAGCCAAGCCCAUUUAG